AUGCGGAGACCACCGCGCUUGAGACCACCGCCCACGGAGGAUAGGGCCAACGUGGCCGGCGGAGCACCACCAAAUGUCAAUCUCACCGGCGAUCUCCCUCAAGAACAGAGCAAGAUCGAGCCGCUCUCCCCCUCUGAUUACGCUUCGAUAAAACUCGAAUCUGAGCGCGCUCUCACGGCUGUCCGCUGCGGAAACCACCCCAGAGCUUUGAAGAUCAUGAAAGAAGCUUGUUCUCGCCACCAAAACUGUGCCCUCGUUUACCGCGCUGAAGCUAAUGUACAUGCUCGAGUAGCUUCUCAAAUCGACGACCAUGGCAAGAAACAACGGCACAUGAAAAACGCUGUCGAGUCCGCUCGACGUGCGGUUUCUUUAUCGCCCAACUCGAUAGAAUUUGCAGCUUUCUAUGUAAAUCAACUCUACAACGCGUCGAUUGAUGGAAAAGGAUAUGAAGAGGUAGUGAGAGAGUGUGAGCGAGCCUUGUCGAUUGAUAAUCCAACCGACCCUGCCACAGAAAGUUUACAAGACGAGGGCCAAUCGGAGGCACCCACUGCUGAAAUCCGAAUUGCAAAUCUGCGGAAUGAAUUGCAGUCUCUUGAACAGAAAUGUCGGAUUUCUUCUUCAUCGACUUCGAUGGAGAAUCUUGAAAUUAAAGUUCCAAUCAAGACGCCUGAGGAACGGAGAAGGGAAAUUGAAGAUCGAGUGGCUGCAGCGAGGCUUUCGCAGCAAAAAGCAGAUUUUAUCCAAAUGGCACGUGAUCAGAUGAAGGAUUUUGAUGUGAAUGCGAAGGAUAACAAACUCAGUAAACAAAGGAAGCACGAUGCUGUGAAGAAGGUUAUGCCACAACAGAAGAGAAUGGAUCAGUUUCGAUCAUGUUGGAACUCUAUGAGUGUUGAGAAAAAGCGAAGAUUGCUUGAACUCAAAAUUCACGAUUUGAGAGAACAUUUUAGUUCAUUCAAUGAUAAUGAUGGUUUAGCAUCAAAGACUUUCUCAGAAGCCAUGGGUUUUGCUCAGAACAACAAGACUUGGAAGUUCUGGUCCUGUUUUCUUUGUAAUGAGAAGUUUAAAGACUCAGAAAUGCAAAUGCAGCAUAUUGAAUCCGUGCACAAGAGAAACAUCUUAUCGAGUUUGCAAGAAGUUGCGAAACAAGAAGUUGAUGCUGAUUGGGCUGACAUGCUUGUCAAUUGUGAAUGGAAGCCAGUGGAUACCCGUAGAGCUCUGGAAAUUAUGGAAAAACAAUCAGAAAGCCCAUUGGCUAAUCUUGAUGGUGAGGAUGAUAAGGCUCAAUCCGCACAUGAAGAACCAAACGAGGGGCAGGUUUGCAGUGGCAGUGAAAGUAGAAGCCAAGAUGACAUUUCUAAAUUUGGCUCAAGUGAAUCUGGUCAGAAUUUGCAGCCUGUGGCCGGUCCAGAUGAUCAGAAGUGGCCACUAUCUGAUGAUGUUGAGCGCGCAAGAAUUCUUGAAAGCAUUGGUGCUGAGUUCCGAUUUCUUCUUAGACACAAUUGUCUUCUUGAGAGUAAUUUUGAAAAGAUGAUAGAGGAGACCAUAGAUGAACUACAUAAAUUUGUUCCAUUAUCGCUGCUUCGUAUUCAUGGCCUGGACCAAACACCUCUCUGCAUCUGUUUUUUGGAGGCUCCUCGGUUAGAGAAGUUCCUUGAAUUCUUGAAGCUUCUGUCCAAUGUUUUUGGCUUAAACAGGAGCCCUUGCGUGGGUAGUUCCUUGGAUGAUCCACUUAAUAUCCAUGAGAUUGAGGGGAAUGAAGUUAAGGAGAGCAUUGUUUUUAAUGGUGAUUCAUUGUGUCUCCUUCUAGAUGAGCAUUUACUGCAAGGGGGACUUAUGCCACAUAAAUACAAGGAUGCUGUUGCAGAUGAUGGUUCAGCAAUAACUGGUACCACUCAUCAUGAUGAAGUUGAAGUGUUUACAGAUAGUGAUGCUUUUAUACAUUGGUUGUUUUCCGGUUCUUCAAUUGGAGAAGAUUUAGAAUCAUGGGCAAAUACACAAGAUACAACGAAGCAUCAAGGAAUGAAUGUUAUUCAGACAUUUGAGAAAGAAUUUGAUCUCUUGGAAACAUGGUGCAGAAAAGAAACUGAAAAAUUGAGCACUAAGGAAGCAUUAGAGGCAAUUGGGAGCAUCUAUAACGAGGAGGUAGAGAAGAGGGAGAAGGAUGAACAGCAUAUCCCUCAAAAUUAUGGGUCCCUCUUGAGGAAGCGGCAAGAAGAACUUCUUGGUGAAGACAAUGAUGCCAUGCCCCUCAGCAGUAGAUUUGAGUUAAAUGCUAUAUCGAGCUUACUUACAGAAGCUCAAGAAGAUGAGGAAGCUGCCUCGACUAGCAUAACUUCUUUGAGAAGUAGCGAUUAUGUGCAUCAAGAAGACGAGCGCCUAAGAAUUGUAUUCAAGAGACAACUUGAGAAGGCAUUUGCAGAGGUAGCAAUGUUAGUUUGGGCACUCAACCUAGAGGCAUAUAAAGUUCUAGACUUGACUCUAGAUAUAAUAAACUUACCAUAUUGUGAAAAUCUUGUAUAUCUUGCCUUACGCUUCUUUUCUCUAUCACAACUUCAAUUGCUUUUCCCAAUAUGAAACUUAUAU
Messenger RNA from Camellia sinensis, 2583 nucleotides. RefSeq lists its product as uncharacterized. Lineage: Eukaryota; Viridiplantae; Streptophyta; Magnoliopsida; Ericales; Theaceae. The record is from RefSeq and is a predicted model, not a curated record. Gene Ontology annotation, molecular function: protein binding.